AUGACGCGAUUUAUACUUUACACAAUUGUCCAUAUCUUCCGUCCAGCUAAGGGAAGUCCUAAAAAGUCUAAGAAACCAGGAAAUGUCAAAGAAACACGAAAAAAAUGUCAAAGUUCCGGCAAGACGAAUUCAACUCCGGCUACAGAGAACACCACAGAAACAAAGUAUAGAAAGCCGAAAACGUCAAGUGUUGCAGAGGGUUCAACAAGUGCUGAGCAAACAGCAGCAGGUUAGUUCAUUGCAAGAUAGUGUUGCAGUUUUACUUACUUCUAAAAUUCUAGUUCCUGGCAUCCAUUUGUUUCUUUUUACAACGAUAUUUGUGUAUGAAGGUUUGUAUAAGAAAAAACAGAUUAUUAGUUUUUGGUGAGUCUGAAUAUUUUAUUAUCCUGUGCUUUAUUUAUUCAACUGCCAUUGAUUUCUUAAUUUAUUUUUCAAAUAGUUUGUCUUACAUGUCAACCCUGCAUGGGGUGGUCCGACUACAAAAAACCGUUGUAACACAAAACCAUUUUAACACAAAACCCUCAUACGCUAGAAGGCCAAGGCCACUUUCGCUCAAAAAUUCCAAAGUAUGUGAGGGUGGCUACAAGGGUCACACUGCAUUUUCAAAGAAGUAAGAGGGGCGGGGGAUAAGGGCUGCAUACUUAUUCAGUCUGCAGAAUCUCACACCCCGUGAAACAACGGUUUACACAUCCGAUGGUACCAAUUGAAGCCAUUACUGUGUACUUCCCAACCCUCCCCCCUCCUACUCAGGAUGUGGUCAAAGGAAUCGGAGAGGUGGGGAGGAGUUGCAUUGGUGAUUAACUCGCAUCCCGAGUGAAGAGAGAAGAAAGCCCAUGAAUUAUGUUUUAAAGCUUGAAAUUUACGGAAAUGGUUGAGUGUGCAAACGGCAAAAUGAAGGGGAAGUGGAGUAUCCGAUGCCAAGAAUACCAGGUAGGUCAUAAUCUUUUUUUCCUAUACUAACAAAUUACCGUAUCAUUCUUUAGACGAGCGCCGUCUGAGAAAACUGAAGGUUUACCUCAAAAGCGUCUCUUAUAACGGUUGCGAGGGGACGAACCUGCCAAACCUGAAUGCUCUGUACCAGGACCAGUUAUUAGUGGACGAAUUCCCGUGCAACGAGCUUUCAAAACCUGUGGAAUUCAAAUGCAACCCUACGCCAUUUGUAAUAGCGAGCUGUUUUAAUAGAGCUCAAGCGACAGACAGCAGCAAGGACAGGGGAAACAAAACCAAAGGGAGGGCACCUAGAAAUCAAUAUGUCACUCCACGGAAGAGAAGUACAAAGAAAUCUGACUUCCCUCCAACAAACUCGCCACUGAAACAUUGUUCACCGUUCAUGUUAUCGCAAAUGAAAACCAUAAGCGCUGCUAUUUCAAACCCAGUAAACAUAAACAUACCCUUCAACGGAAAAGGCCAAAAAAUAGAAAAAAGAAAACCUCAGAGGGAAGAGAAAAAAUCCAAAGAACAAAAGGAAUCAACGGCUAAAUUGGAGCAAAAAGGAAAAGGAAAGGCUAAAAACUAG
Molecule: messenger RNA, 1516 nt
Organism: Pocillopora meandrina
Lineage: Eukaryota; Metazoa; Cnidaria; Anthozoa; Scleractinia; Pocilloporidae
Source: the annotation of a GenBank genome assembly